Molecule: messenger RNA, 793 nt
Organism: Ornithodoros turicata
Lineage: Eukaryota; Metazoa; Arthropoda; Arachnida; Ixodida; Argasidae
Gene: EMC10
Product: ER membrane protein complex subunit 10-like
Exons: 7
Coding region: 12-752 (246 amino acids)
Cellular component (GO): EMC complex
Source: RefSeq, a predicted model, not a curated record
AUCUGGCCACAAUGUGCCCUUUUUCUUGUGAUUUUCGUUUCCUGACGGCGCGUCGUCUGUCGUCUUCUCCUAAGAUGAUUUUCCCGUUUAUUUCUACAAUAUUUUUGGCUACUUUACACGGAAGAGCAUUUGCGCAAGCAGACGAUCAGGACCGGCCCUUAGUGUUCGCAAUCCUGCAUUCUUUUGAAUCAGAAGGUCCGGAGUCCGUCUACACGACAAGAGCGACUGCUACUGUUCAGGGUCUCCGCUCUGGAAAAGUCACCCUUCAACAGACCCCGCUGACGAACUCGGACAUAUCUAAACUACGGAAACUAGCAGAGUAUGGUGGCAUCUACAGAGUAAGGGUUGCGGACCGCCAGCAUGAAUCCCAAGUCGCUGCAACGUUCAUGAAAGCGUGCUCCCUGUACGAGUCGAAACUCACGGACUCGCUCACUCUUACGCUGGACCAGUCCGGUGUGCUAGUGGGAGUGUCCGACUUCAGUGGUCAUCAGUGCCAGGGAGCAUACGUACCAGACCACAGGCUGGCAAAUUUCAACAGUUCCUUCUCGGUAUCCGUUAUGAAGGAUGCACCCUUCCCCGAUACUCAGACGUACGUGCGAAGAAUGGAACAGGAGAAGGCCGAGAAGGCACGGGGGGAGAACGUCGACAACCGUUCUUUCUUUGCGAAAUAUUGGAUGUACAUAGUCCCCGUGUUGAUAUUCCUGCUCAUAUCCGGUGCCUACAACCCAGAAGGCCAAGGAGGAGGACGAUAGUUUUGUGUACCUCAUUUAAUGUAUAUAAAAUAUUAACCAUA